This is a messenger RNA of Trematosphaeria pertusa, 321 nucleotides long. RefSeq lists its product as uncharacterized. Lineage: Eukaryota; Fungi; Ascomycota; Dothideomycetes; Pleosporales; Trematosphaeriaceae. The record is from RefSeq and is a predicted model, not a curated record. The transcript has 2 exons. Bases 1 to 321 code for a protein of 106 amino acids.
AUGCGUUUCACCAUCGCCGCUUUCUUUGCUCUCGCCUCCAUGGCAGUGGCCCAAAUCACGCCCAACAACGCCGGCGCUAAGAGCGUCGGUGCGGGCGACGGCUCGCAGUUCAUUACCGGCGGCUGCGUUGCCGACGCUGACUGCAGCUCGGGCUGCUGCGCGGAUGCUUCGGGCGUUGGCGUCUGCUCUGCAGAGGCAGCGCAGUUCCAGAACGGGAAGAAUGGAUGUGGAUUUGUGGACCCGAAUGCGGAUGCGACGAUUGCGGCGGCGCAGCAGCAGGUUGAGGAGCAGGGUUUCAGGAGGGUCGUCAGGAAGGAAUAG